Molecule: messenger RNA, 753 nt
Organism: Eucalyptus grandis
Lineage: Eukaryota; Viridiplantae; Streptophyta; Magnoliopsida; Myrtales; Myrtaceae
Product: signal recognition particle 9 kDa protein
Exons: 4
Coding region: 189-500 (103 amino acids)
Biological process (GO): SRP-dependent cotranslational protein targeting to membrane; negative regulation of translational elongation
Cellular component (GO): signal recognition particle, endoplasmic reticulum targeting
Molecular function (GO): 7S RNA binding
Source: RefSeq, a predicted model, not a curated record
UUAGGGAUUAUAUAAUUCACGUUUCUUAUGAUGUGAAAAUUGUAAAACCCAACAAAGCCCGAUCAAAGCGCGGACCGAGCUCCCCAGCAAAGUUGCGAAACCUCUUCUCCCUGCCGCGACGGUCCGCGACGGCGACGGCGACGGCGUCGGCGACCACAACCUCCACAGUCUCUCUCUCUUUCUCGACCAUGGUAUACAUAACUUCCUGGGACGAGUUCGUGGAUCGAUCGGUUCAACUGUUUCGCGCCGACCCGGAAUCCACCCGGUAUUGCAUGAAGUACCGUCACUGCGAUGGGAAAUUGGUCCUCAAGGUCACGGACAAUCGGGAGUGUCUCAAGUUUAAAACGGACCAGGCACAAGAUGCUAAAAAGAUGGAGAAGCUCAACAACAUAUUCUUUACCUUGAUGGCUCGUGGUCCAGAUGCGGAUGUGGUGGAAGCUGCGGGCAAAGAUCAGAUGGAAGCACAGGCCGUGAAGAAAGGAAGAGGAAGAAAGCAAUAGUUUCUUUGGCUGAUAAACAUGAGUAGGCAAUCUUUACAGGACUCGUGCAUGAGAAUUGAUCCCAGGAAACGGGGAAAAGAGACUAUGAAUUCGAUACAUCGUUAUCUUUUACCGCUAGAAAUGCCCAUUUGCGAAAAAAAGAAAGAAGUCGAAAAAUUGGAAGGACACGACAAUUUUUGUUGGCAUUAUUUUUCUUUACUUCCCUUUAAAUAGAGGCGUUUACUUUGAAGUAGUGUUGAUUAUGAUCUUGCUA